AUGUUCUGUGUAAUUUCCGUACUCACUGUUGCGCUCGCCGGCGGGGCAUCAGCUUUCACGCCGUCUGGGUUUGAACCAUCUUCCACUAACGAUCUUACUGUUGCAUAUGGCUCUAAGCUUGCAACAAAUGGAAUCCAAAUGUUGCGAGCUGACACAGCCAGUGCUCCUAUUCUUGGUACAACCACAAAAAUGAGUGGUACCUACGCAGUAAUGAUGGUAGAUCCCGAUAUUCCACCCGCAACAAUUGGGGGUGAUACUUCACAAUUCCUCCACUGGAUGCAAGCCGAUCUCACAUCAUCAAAUACCACGACGAAUAUCGGAGGUCAAAAGAUCUACGAACUGAUCAACGUAAAGAACACAUCUGCAUUUGCCACAUAUUUACAACCAAACCCUCCAGAUGUAGCGCCAACUACUCAUAGAUAUACACAAUUAUUAUUCAAUACCACAGGGAUGAACAUGAGUCUAGCUUCCCUUCAAAUGGCGGGAAAAACUCGAGGAAAUUUCAACGCCGCGGAUGUAGUUAAGAGGGCAAAGUUGACAGUAUUGAUGGGAAAUUCAUUCGAUGUUUCAUUUGGAGACAAAGCCAUAAAUACUACGGGGGCUUCAAGUGGAAGCUCUACCUAG
Botrytis sinoallii is the source of this 624-nucleotide messenger RNA. RefSeq lists its product as uncharacterized. The coding region runs from base 1 to 624 and encodes 207 amino acids. The transcript has 2 exons. The record is from RefSeq and is a predicted model, not a curated record. Gene Ontology annotation, biological process: regulation of Ras protein signal transduction; regulation of proteolysis. NCBI's taxonomy places the organism in Eukaryota, Fungi, Ascomycota, Leotiomycetes, Helotiales, Sclerotiniaceae. Gene Ontology annotation, molecular function: phospholipid binding; peptidase inhibitor activity.